Molecule: messenger RNA, 1668 nt
Organism: Phytomonas sp. EM1
Lineage: Eukaryota; Euglenozoa; Kinetoplastea; Trypanosomatida; Trypanosomatidae
Source: the annotation of a GenBank genome assembly
AUGUUGCCAAGUCAUGACAGCUCAAGACCCACUACAGCCAGCUCUUCGCGACAUGUGAGCAACGGCAACUCUGUAUCUUCGAGCAAUAUGUCAAUCAAGGCGUGGUUUCAACCUCGUCUGCUCGACACGACGAUGCAGUUGCUGCAUUACCAGCCUGUGGAACCCGCUCGUGUUCUUGCAAACCGCUUUUAUAAUGAAUACGUUCUCCUAACUGCUACAGACGCAUUGGCAAGUCAUAAAAAAACGGAUAAGCCAAAAAAGACUAAGGAUGCUUCCGUGGCCGUCACCACGGCGCGGGGCGCGGGACCCACGUCACACCCCCCUACCUCUAGGACCAAUGGAAUCGAUGAAAGCCAGGAGUGGGGUAAGACAAUCACUGAUACCCUCAUACCCUAUGGGGUGGAAGCUUUAUCGUCCUAUUUCAUGCCCCAGCCUAGUCAGCAGGCAUCUAACAAGGUAAGGAACAUGUUAGCGACUAUUAUUGCCUUGCUUCACCAGCAAGGCCGACACUACAUCCACGGAAAGGCUGCAUUGAGGAAGGAGCCCUUGCAAUUUUUCCAUGUGACCCCGUUAUGCCACGAAGCGGUUGACGAGCUUCCACUUGCGUUAAUGGUACGCUACAUGAUAGCGCUGAUCGAUCAGGAACUACGUAAUAUAGCCCCCAGGAUGACCGAUAAGCUGACCCUCAUAAUUUUGCUUACGAUGUUGCGAGCGCUAAGUCUGCAGCAGUCCUCCACCUCCCAGCUGGACGAUUGGUCAGAAGAGGGUGAAGAGCUUGUGGGGGGGCCAAAAAGCGAGACUGACCCGUUCUCAUCCAGGCUUAGUUUGCUGUCCUCAUCCCAUAUGGAGUCUCUCUCCGCAUCUCUCGGGAGGGCCAUUUGGCAUCACCUUCCCCUCAAAGCAUCGUCGGACACCGCGGCGUCGAGGAUGCGGACCGAUUGCACAGCCACCAGCGGGAAAGCAAGCUCCAACGCAAGCAAGGCGUCAAGCAGAAUGCGCCGAUCCCCCUCAAAGCCGUCUUCAGCAACAGGUGGGGAGCCCACUUCAUCAGGCAUAGCGAACUCCAGUCAAGACGAACUUUGUGAUAAGCUGAAAACAGAAAUAGAAGAUUUGGUAAAAAGCAGCGCCGUGAUGGUAGGCCAGGAUAUGGAGCUCGUCAACAUCACCGUGUCCGCCCUGGUGGCGGAGCAAAUGUUAUGCGUAGUAUCGGUUAUGCUGUCAGCGGUCGCUCAGGUGGGCGUCCCUAUGGUGGGGUUGCUCACAUUUCACAGCCCCGCGGUCUGGACAAGAGCGCUGCAGCUACGAUGCACCCGAUGGUUCAUCGAUGGACUAGUAGAAAGUGAUGGAGUCGAGGAGGGAGAUCCCAAUAGCACAAAUAGAGUCUCACACACCGAUAUACCCUUUCGAAAGCUACUGCGGGACCUGGCUCUCAUUGUAAAGUCCGUCACCGCACCGUCCGGUGAAGCCGCGGGUCCGACAGCGGAGUCUUGCACAUGCAGCUCACUUGCAAAUCUGUUGGAGAAGCGGCUGUCGGCGACGACCGAAUCCGACGCAGCAGAGAAGCGUGUAGAAAGCGUGACAAAUUUGUCGAGCGAAGUGUUGCUAUGGGUAGCCGAACUCGUGGAAGUGUCUGUGUACGCUAUUUAUGGUCACGGAAAAUUGAAAUAA